CAUCCUGUGGCAGAGAGAAAACGCCAGGAAGAAGGCAAACUUGAAAAACUCUAACCCCUUCGCUUUUAAUUUCUCGACUGCACUGCAACUGAUCAGAAUGUCGGGGGCUUCUGUGAAGGUGGCUGUUCGGGUCCGGCCCUUCAAUUCCCGAGAGACCAGCAAAGAAUCCAAAUGUAUCAUCCAGAUGCAAGGCAAUUCAACAAGUAUUGUCAACCCAAAGAAUCCCAAGGAAGCACCAAAGUCCUUCAGCUUUGACUACUCCUAUUGGUCCCAUACAUCGCCUGAGGAUCCCUGCUUUGCAUCGCAGAGCCGUGUGUACAAUGAUAUCGGGAAGGAGAUGCUGCUGCAUGCCUUUGAGGGCUACAAUGUAUGCAUUUUUGCCUAUGGGCAAACUGGAGCUGGGAAGUCCUACACAAUGAUGGGCAAGCAAGAGGAGAGCCAAGCAGGCAUAAUCCCACAGCUAUGUGAAGAACUGUUUGAGAAAAUCAAUGACAACAGCAACGAAGAAAUGUCCUAUUCUGUAGAGGUGAGUUAUAUGGAGAUUUAUUGUGAAAGGGUCAGAGACUUGUUAAACCCGAAGAACAAGGGGAAUUUGCGUGUGCGAGAACACCCUCUGCUCGGACCGUAUGUGGAAGAUCUGUCCAAGCUAGCAGUCACGUCUUACACAGACAUUGCGGACCUCAUGGAUGCUGGGAACAAAGCCAGGACUGUGGCAGCUACCAACAUGAAUGAAACCAGUAGCCGCUCUCAUGCUGUGUUUACAAUUGUCUUCACUCAGAAGAAACAUGAUGCAGAAACUGAUCUUUCCACAGAAAAGGUCAGCAAGAUUAGCCUUGUGGAUCUGGCUGGGAGUGAGAGAGCUGAUUCAACUGGUGCCAAAGGAACUCGACUGAAGGUAUCAGGCCACUGAUGCAUGGGGAAAGGAAGGGAAGUUGUUGUACAAGCAGAUAACUGCACCAGCAAGAGUAAAAAAAAGAAGAAGACAGACUUCAUACCGUACAGGGAUUCUGUAUUAACGUGGCUACUUCGAGAAAAUCUAGGUGGGAACUCCAGAACUGCCAUGGUUGCUGCUUUGAGUCCAGCAGACAUCAACUAUGAUGAGACUUUGAGCACUUUAAGAUAUGCUGAUCGUGCAAAGCAGAUUAAAUGCAAUGCCGUUAUCAAUGAAGACCCUAAUGCCAAGCUGGUGCGUGAGCUGAAGGAGGAGGUGACACGGCUUAAGGAUCUUCUGCGUGCCCAAGGACUGGGAGAUAUUAUUGACAUUGAUCCAAUGGGAGAUGAAUACUCUGGAAGUGGAGGCAAAUAUUUGAAAGAUUUUCAGAACAAUAAACAUAGAUACUUGCUAGCCUCCGAGAAUCAACGUCCUGGCAAUUUUUCCACAGCCUCCAUGGGGUCCCUCACUGCCUCUCCGUCCUCCUGCUCUCUCAAUAGCCAGGUGGGCUUAACGUCUGUGUCCAGUAUACAGGAAAGAAUCAUGUCAACACCUGGAGGAGAAGAGGCAAUUGAACGUUUGAAGGAAUCUGAGAAGAUCAUUGCAGAGUUGAAUGAAACGUGGGAAGAGAAGCUGCGGAAAACUGAGGCCAUUAGGAUGGAAAGGGAGGCAUUGCUGGCAGAAAUGGGAGUUGCCAUUCGUGAAGAUGGAGGAACGCUGGGAGUCUUCUCACCUAAAAAGACUCCUCAUCUUGUAAACCUUAAUGAAGAUCCACUCAUGUCUGAAUGUCUGCUUUACUACAUCAAAGAUGGUAUUACUAGGGUUGGCCAAGCUGAUGCUGAGCGAAGGCAAGAUAUCGUAUUGAGUGGGGCUCACAUUAAAGAAGAACACUGUAUCUUUCGAAGUGAGAGGAACAACAAUGGUGAAGUUAUUGUUACUUUGGAGCCUUGUGAACGAUCAGAAACCUAUGUUAAUGGCAAGAGGGUAGUGCAGCCUGUGCAGCUGCGCUCAGGCAAUCGUAUCAUCAUGGGUAAAAACCAUGUCUUCCGAUUCAACCAUCCGGAACAAGCACGAGCAGAAAGAGAGAAAACGCCAUCCGCUGAGACUCCCUCUGAGCCAGUUGACUGGACAUUUGCUCAGAGGGAGCUUCUGGAGAAGCAGGGCAUCGACAUGAAACAGGAGAUGGAGAAAAGACUACAGGAAAUGGAGAUUUUGUAUAAGAAGGAGAAAGAGGAAGCUGAUCUCUUGUUGGAGCAGCAAAGGCUGGACUAUGAGAGUAAGCUCCAGGCCUUACAGAAGCAGGUAGAGACUCGAUCCUUGGCAGCUGAAACAACAGAGGAAGAAGAGGAAGAAGAAGAAGUGCCCUGGACACGGCAUGAAUAUGAACUAGCUCAGUGGGCUUUCAGGAAAUGGAAAUUUCACCAGUUCACUUCAUUAAGGGACCUACUCUGGGGAAAUGCAGUGUAUCUGAAAGAAGCCAAUGCAAUCAGUGUAGAGUUAAAGAAAAAGGUGCAGUUUCAGUUUGUUCUGCUGACAGACACCCUCUACUCACCACUGCCACCAGAACUUUUGCCCACUGAGAUGGAGAAGACACGGGACAACAGGCCUUUUCCCCGGACUGUGGUAGCUGUGGAAGUCCAGGAUCUGAAGAAUGGAGCAACGCAUUACUGGUCCUUAGAAAAACUCAAGCAGAGGUUGGAGCUGAUGCGAGAGAUGUAUGACAGAGCUGGGGAAAUGACAUCAAAUACACAGGAUGAGAGCGAAAGCACAAUGACUGGCAGUGACCCCUUUUAUGAUAGAUUUCAUUGGUUCAAGCUCGUUGGAAGCUCCCCCAUUUUCCAUGGCUGCGUCAAUGAGCGUCUUGCUGAUCGCACACCCUCCCCUACUUUCUCUACGGCUGAUUCCGACAUCACCGAACUGGCUGAUGAACAGCAGGAUGAGAUGGAUGACUUUGACGAGGCCUUUGUGGAUGAUACUGGCUCCGACGCUGGAACUGAGGAGGGAUCGGACCUCUUCAAUGAUGGGCACGACCCGUUUUACGACCGGUCCCCUUGGUUCAUUUUAGUGGGAAGAGCGUUUGUAUACCUGAGCAAUCUACUGUACCCAGUGCCUCUUAUUCACAGAGUUGCUGUUGUUAGUGAGAAAGGAGAAGUACGAGGAUUUCUGCGGGUAGCAGUGCAAGCUAUAGCAGCUGAUGAAGAAGCCCCAGAUUAUGGAUCUGGCAUUCGACAGUCUGGCACAGCUAAAAUUUCAUUUGACAAUGAAUAUUUUAAUAAGAGUGAUUUUUCUUCAGUUGCAAUGACUCGAUCUGGACUGUCAUUAGAAGAAUUAAGAAUUGUGGAAGGGCAGGGUCAGAAUUCGGAGGUCAUCACUCCUCCGGAGGAGAUCAACAGAAUGAAUGACCUAGACCUGAAGUCAGCCACUUUGCUAGAUGGAAAGAUGACUAUGGAAGGAUUCACUGAGGAAAUUGGAGAUCACUUGAAAUUGGGUAGCGUGUUUACCUUCCGUGUGACAGUGCUACAAGCCAGCGGCAUCCUCCCUGAAUAUGCAGAUAUUUUCUGCCAGUUCAACUUUUUACAUCGACACGAUGAAGCUUUCUCGACUGAACCUCUCAAAAACAAUGGCCGAGGGACUCCCCUUGGGUUUUACCAUGUUCAGAAUAUUGCUGUGGAAGUGACGGAAUCAUUUGUGGAGUACAUCAAAACGAAGCCUAUUGUGUUUGAAGUUUUUGGGCACUAUCAGCAGCACCCUCUCCACCUGCAAGGACAGGAUCUCAACAGCCCUCCACAGCCAUCCCGAAGAUUCUUUCCUCCCCCCAUGCCACUCUCAAAGCCAGUGCCAGCUACAAAACUAAAUACUAUGAACAAACCGAACUUGGGCCACAGCGUGAGCAAAUAUGACCUCCUUGUCUGGUUUGAGAUCAGCGAAUUGGAGCCAACGGGGGAGUAUAUUCCUGCUUCACCAGUUAGUGUUGGGGAAAUACUUCACCAGUGUAAAAUUUCCUUCUUUGAACUGUACCAGGGAAUCCAGCGCAGAAUCACGGUCACCAUUAUCCAUGAGAAGGGUAAUGAGUUACACUGGAAAGAUGUGCGAGAGUUGGUUGUUGGACGUAUAAGAAACAAAGCAGAGGUAGAUGAAGCUGCUGUGGAUGCUAUUCUGUCUUUGAAUAUUAUCUCUGCAAAAUACCUGAGGUCCUCUCACAGCUCCAAUAGGACUUUUUAUCGAUUUGAAGCAGUUUGGGACAGCUCUUUGCAUAACUCUCUUCUCCUCAAUCGAGUGACUCCAUAUGGAGAGAAGAUAUAUAUGACCUUGUCUGCUUACCUGGAGCUUGACCACUGCAUCCAACCUGCUGUGAUAACAAAGGAUGUUUGUAUGGUCUUUUACUCGCGAGAUGCCAAGAUCUCACCGCCUCGAUCACUACGCAAUCUCUUUGGCAGUGGCUACUCCAAAUCUCCAGAUUCCAAUCGAGUAACUGGGAUCUAUGAACUAAGUUUAUGCAAAAUGGCAGACACAGGAAGUCCAGGAAUGCAGAGGAGAAGAAGGAAAGUCCUAGAUACAUCUGUGGCAUAUGUGCGUGGAGAAGAGAACCUGGCAGGUUGGAGGCCCCGUGGUGACAGCCUCAUUCUAGAACAUCAGUGGGAACUGGAAAAAUUGGAGCUGCUGCAUGAGGUGGAAAAAACUCGACAUUUCCUUCUGCUCCGUGAAAAGCUUGGUGACAGCAUCCCCAAGUCCCUGAGUGACUCAUUGUCUCCCAGUCUGAGCAGUGGAACCCUCAGCACCUCCACCAGCAUUUCUUCCCAAAUUUCUACCACCACUUUUGAGAGUGCUGUCACCCCUAGUGAAAGCAGUGGCUAUGACUCAGCUGAUAUAGAGAGCCUGGUGGAUCGGGAGAAAGAGCUGGCCACCAAGUGUCUGCAGCUUCUUACUCACACUUUCAAUCGUGAAUUUAACCAGGUGUACAACAGCAUCAGUGAUUGUAAGUUGUCUGAUAUUUCUCCAAUUGGGCGGGACCCAUCAGUGUCCAGUUUCAGCAGUGCUACCCUCACUCCUUCAUCUACCUGUCCUUCUCUAGUAGAUUCAAGAUGCAAUUCAAUUGAUCAGAAGACCCCAGAAGCAAAUUCUCGUGCCUCCAGUCCCUGUCCAGAGUUGGAACAGUUUCAGCUCAUUCCUGCAGUAGAAACUUCCUAUAUUGCCAGAGCUGGAAAGAAUGAAUUCCUAAACCUUGUUCCUGAUAUUGAGGAAAUCAGACCAGGCUCUGUAGUCUCAAAGAAAGGAUACCUCCACUUCAAAGAGCCACUCUCCAGCUCUUGGGCCAAGCAUUUUGUGGUGGUCCGCCGUCCAUAUGUUUUUAUUUACAACAGUGAUAAAGAUCCUGUGGAACGAGGAGUCAUAAACUUAUCCACGGCUCAGGUGGAGUACAGCGAGGAUCAGCAAGCAAUGGUAAAGACACCCAACACCUUUGGUGUAUGUACAAAGCACCGUGGGGUCCUGCUCCAGGCCAUCAAUGACAAAGACAUGAACGACUGGUUAUACGCCUUCAACCCACUUCUUGCUGGCACGAUACGGUCAAAACUGGCUCGAAGACGCACGGGCCAGCUGAAGUACUGAGUCCAUGUAACGUUCUCAUCUGUUUCCCUAACUCGCCUUCUGAUAGAUAAAGUGUUACCUCUCAUUUUCUCUUUGUGAUUCUUGACAGUUUCUCUUGUAUGUAAUCCUGUGGCUUAACGUCCCCUACCUUCCCAACUCUUUCAGCACAUUUUCUAGCUAUUCUAACCCUACCUUUUUUCUUUUAACUUGUGCUGAGAACCCUACUAGUAGCAUGUGGCCAAACAAAAAGGAAAAAAAAAAGAAAAAAAAAAAGAAAAAAGGAAUUGAGUGAUUAUGCACGACUCUAAAAAGAAAAAAAAAGUUAUUUAUUUUUUGUUAUAAUUGUUUUCCCAUUCCAACUGACCUUUCGGUGUCUGUCCCACUGUCCGUGUUGUCUGUCUAAAAUGCUCUAGAUUUUUCAUUCAGUUUAUGAUUUGGCAGUCAUCACUGGUUCCCUCAGUUGUAACGCCAGGGGAAGAUUAUUCCUUCUGUAGACAUGACCCAGCCAGGAACUGCAAUAGCUCCUCAGCCUUUCUGGAUCCAGCCUCUGAUUUAAACCCUGUUGAAAGCUGAUAUUGGAUAAACCUAUCUGGGCAGCUUGGAUUUUGGACUGGUGCAAGUAUUUGAGUUUCCAGGGUCGAGCAGGUGAGGGCAUGACCUGAGAAAAGAUAAGGAAACAAAUCAAGAGGGUGUGGCUGGAGAGAUCUGCCUUUGAACUCUUGCUGUGGCGGUGCAGAUGAGCAGUGCCUGGCUCUGCCGCUCCCUGAGAACAUGUACGCUCCUCUGCCUCAGAGCUCAGCUGAGCAGACAGAACUUGCGCUCCUGUGAGGAAAAAUAAACGACAUCACUUAAAUAUUUGGUAUAAUCCCUGAAGUUUGAGAUGCUCAGCCUCAUAUUUGAUGUGAAUGGCGUUAAGCUGAAAAAAGCCAGCAUUGUUGUUCCCUAGAGCGUGUUCAGGAGAUGACCGCAUGGGGGCAAUAAUUCCCUUUUCUGCUUUUAGUUUGGCUUCUGAGUUGCUGUAGCAGCAGUUCUCACUUCCCUCUCCUGGAAGAGAUUUACAAUUUUAACUGGCAGAUUAUGGAAGACUGCUCUGAGCAAUGUAUUUGGCAUCUUUCUGAAAGGCUUGCUUUAUGCAUGCAUCCCUUAUCUGUAAGAUUCAGAUGACAUCCAGUCUGUCCCUGGCAAAGCAUCCUCUCCCUAGAAAAUACUUUCUAAACCUAGCACUUGCGGUAUUCUCCAGGCACCAAUAGAAAGCUUUCACUUCUCCUUGGAAUAACUGUUGAACAUCUCCUAUCUCCUUGCUGCAAUGUUCCUCAACUAAAAACCCUUAAUUACUUUUAACUCUCAGAGAUGGUUCUUCCUGGAGGACAGAUCAAGUGGACUCCAGUCCUGGUCAGUGGGGUGUAAUAACUGGCUUUUUGGAGAUCAGUUAGGUGAUGUGUUAGUUCUUGGCCUACAAUGCAAGUUCUCCCUGUGGGCAGAGCUUUGAUCCUUGCCCCAAGAAAGGGACGCAGAAUGAGUUCCCUUCUGAGAAGUAAAUUCAUCUCUCUCAGAUUUUCAGGGAGGUUGGGAUUUUUUGGUUUAACUGUUUCAGACUGCUGUGCUAUACUUUUCUGACUUAGCUUGGGCACUGAUAGGGCUAGCUGUGAUCCUGGGGAACGUACAGGGGUUUCAUCCUAAGGUUCCUGCCUCUCAGGGUGGAAGUAGAAGGGGUUUGUUCCAUUGUUACAGUAGGCACGUUCAGGAAAAAAUCGUUUUGUGACACCAGCUCAGGAAGGUUAUUGUCAUUCAGAUCAUUCAUCACCGAGUCAUGCCAUGCAUUGGAAGUUCUGUGGCCAGAAGCGCGCGUGGGACUGUCAGCAGUUGAGCAAUUUUUUUUUUAGCUUUAUGGUUUUUUUUGCUUCUGCAGUAAAGUGCAGUGCACAAUGGCAGCUCCUAAAAGCAUGAUUGGAAAAGGGGCAGGGAGAUGGAGUCUGACACUUGCUAGGACAUAUCUUUAUAUAUUUCAAGAUAGUACUCCAGCUGAACUGUAUACUCAUCCUGUCUCCUGUGGUCCUCAGGCUUGUUUCAGAACUGGAACUCAGAGUGAGGGAGCGUCCUGGGGACCCAAGAGCGUAAUAUGGAAAAUUAUUUUCUUUUCUCUAGCUGCGUCUUGUUUAAAUUGUGUGACUUGAUAUAGUGAUGAUGUUUCUUUGUAAUGGACGAUAUGCACUUCAAGUGUACGUGCAAAUAAGACGGCUGGUGCUGAAAGAGGGCUCCCCAAACUGGAGCUGAGCAGAUGUCAAGUUGUAUUAAGAAUGAAUUAGGUUAAUUUUAAGCACUAAGUUGUUGCUGCCACCACCACUGUUUGUAAUAAAGGUGGAACCAGUCUGAGGAGAAGAGGAGGGGUAGCAAUUCAGGUGGUAUGUGAUGCACUGAGAACGUUUUUGUUUUUAUCUCUCUUUUUUUUUUCUUUUUUAACUAGAACAAAACUAGUUUAAGUCUUUGCUUUGGAUAAGCCAGAAAAUGAACUAAGGGGAUAUAGGUAUUGCACGGAAACGUGAUUAAGGAACUCUUCCUUUGAAAGCAGGAAGAGACAGAUGCUUACUUUUUACAGAGCUGGAAAUGUACAGCAGCGUUGCAUAAAUGUUAUCCUUAUAUCUAAGGACUCCAAGCAGCUUCAGACGGCUUGAUGUAUAUGAAUAACAGGUUGUCAAAAGAGCAAAAUUCUAUUUUUAAGCAUCGGUAUGUCUUAACACCUCAUAAUCUGUGACAAAAUAGAUUCUUGUCCUGUGGAGUUCAAAUGGGCAUUACUGUUUUCAGGUCUGAUAUCAAAGUAUGCCGUUACAGAGAUUUUCAACGGUUAGUGAAGCCUCGUUUGAGAUAGCAGUUUCCCUACUCCUUCAAAUUGGAGUGAAAGACAAUUCAAGUUUUAAUUAAAAAAAAAAAAAA
Struthio camelus australis is the source of this 8449-nucleotide messenger RNA. The record is from RefSeq and is a predicted model, not a curated record. Lineage: Eukaryota; Metazoa; Chordata; Aves; Struthioniformes; Struthionidae.